Messenger RNA from Perkinsus marinus ATCC 50983, 1161 nucleotides. RefSeq lists its product as hypothetical. The record is from RefSeq and is a predicted model, not a curated record. The coding region runs from base 1 to 1023 and encodes 340 amino acids. NCBI's taxonomy places the organism in Eukaryota, Perkinsozoa, Perkinsida, Perkinsidae. The transcript has 2 exons.
AUGCUGCAUCGCUUGGCUCACGCCAUCACGCUAUCCUACAUUGCUUUGGGCGUCUCUGCUGCCACUGACUGCAGUGACCCCAGUCUUACUGACUUUGGUGCUUCUGAUAUGGGCAAGUUGUGGAACACUGGCGAUGUGUAUGUGAAUAUCGCUGAUUAUACCAACUAUGACCGUAUUCAUAACCCGGAGAGGCUCCUUCCGUGGAUGAAGGGAUGGAGGAAGCAAACUGGCAAUACUGAGAGGAUUUGGUUGACUUACGGUGACACAGAGAAGUCCAAUGGGAAAAGGAUGGCAGACUUCGUUGAUACCUUCCAAGAGUACUUGGAAAAUUAUAUUUCGGCAGAAGACAUGCGGGAAAUUGCUCCCAUCGGUUUGAGCUACGAUAUUGAGCACAUGCAGCCGGAGGAUAUCAAGACGACUUUACUGAAGGCUCAGCAGAUGAAGAAGGAUGUUAGCAAGAGGAUGGGAUAUGCCUCUGGUUCUUUGUUCAUCGAUUUUGCCAUCGAGGGUCAAAAAAAUACUCUGGGUACUCAGUACAUUAUGCAGUAUGCCGACCAUGCUACGAUGAUGCUCUAUCGUAACGCUAUUGACGGUGACUAUGCAGAUGAUCUCGUUUAUCGUAUGAAUUAUAUGAUGACAGAACAGUGUGCUGUGUGUACUCAACCAGGAUGGGAGAACUUGAAGGCCAAGAUCACCAUCAUGUUGGAGGGUUCUUGCACUGUUGGUAAAUACUGUCACAAGCUUUCUAUGUGUGCUUACGAUGCCUCAGCUUAUCCCGAUUCCACUGGUGGUAUUGAAUAUGCAUGGGAGUUGCUCAACGAGUUGAAGGCCCGUACAGUUUCUGAUGGUAUUCUCACACAAGAGCAGUUCGAUUUCCUCUAUGAUAUCCAUGGUUCCCUGUAUGUUGUUCAUAACUGGGAAUGGGUGAAGUGCUACUAUGGUGACAGUUUCUCUCUUGAGAUGGGGUAUUCCGAUUGUCUGGACCAAUACCACGAACUCGCUGGCAAGUGCCGAUCCGAGUGAAACCUGUCUUGUAGAUUAUAUGGGGAAUGUGUGUGUCAGACAAGCCUGUUAUAGUGUGAUGCUAUUACCUUAUAUGCUGCUAUAAAGUUUUCCUGCUGACGUUGAUUAUAUAACUUCAACUGUUCUAGAGUAAUUCUU